Messenger RNA from Saccostrea cuccullata (small rock oyster), 774 nucleotides. RefSeq lists its product as uncharacterized. The record is from RefSeq and is a predicted model, not a curated record. The coding region runs from base 1 to 774 and encodes 257 amino acids. The transcript has a single exon. NCBI's taxonomy places the organism in Eukaryota, Metazoa, Mollusca, Bivalvia, Ostreida, Ostreidae.
AUGUUACAGCCCGAUUCCUGUGCGUGUGGGAUGAACAAUUUACAAUUGUUCCAAGUCCAUCCCACCAAUAUUGCUUUAGAAGAGUCGAAAUGGGAAGAAUAUUACCCUAUUUCCAGUACUUUAGAUUCCGACACGGCUCCCAUCGAAUUUGAAAUCAAAGGACAAGGAGACCAGUAUCUGGAUUUAUCUCAAACUUAUCUUCAAAUGGUCUGUCAAUUUACUCAAAAUGAUGGAAGUGCUCUGGCUGGAGAUCCGGCUAAAAUAGCUCCGGUGAAUACUAUCUUACAUUCCAUGUUUUCGGAAAUCGAUCUCAGUCUGAAUGGCAAAAUAGUGACUCAGGGGACGGAUACUUAUCCUUACAAAGCGUAUCUGGAGAAAUUACUCUCUUACAAACCCCGCACUUUAAUGACUCAGAUGAAAGCCUGUAGUCUAUGGGAAAAAGAUACGGCAGGACAUAUGGACGAAGUGGGAUUAGACCCUCUGGGGGUCUCCGGCCAGGCUGCUAGUAGGAGUUUUGGUGUAGCUCAUGAUACUGUGGUCAUUAGCAAACCCAUCCUCACAGAGUACCCGGACGAUUCUAAAAACGAAGGAUUCAGAAAACGUCACCAAGCUAUCGAUGGGAGUAAGAAAAUCACCUUGCUGGAUCGUUUACAUCUGGAUUUGUUUCAACAAGAUCGAUUUCUGCCUAAUGGAGUGGACGUCCGUUUGCGAUUUAAUCGAGCUAGACCUGCUUUCUACAUGAUGACCAAUCAAGCCAAUACGGGAAAAAUCUAG